AUGGGGCGCGACAAAAUCCGCAUUAAUGACCUUCUUCUUACCGUUCCUCUUCUCACCGGUGCCGUUUGGCCAAAACCUCCCGGGCAACCGGCUCUGCAACCCAUUUUGGUAUCCCUCGUCGUCCCAUUCGACAUAUCAGCCUCAGCGGCCACAGACGACCUCACAUACACGAUCAACUACUCCCUUCUCUGCUCCACGCUUCGAGAUUCCUUCAACGACAAAAGUCUCCCAAUAGAAGAUCUCGAAACGCUAUCCUCCAUGAUAUUCGAUGUCCUUUUCAGUCGGCACGAUAUUGCCCUCGAUGAAGUGAACCUAACACUGGUUCAAACAAGAGCGCCACUAAACUGCAAGUCGGCCCGGAUAGAAGUCACCGCAAAACGAUCCUCUGGAGCAUCGUGGGUUGCCAACUGGACAGCACACUCUUGUCAAGACAUGGAAUGCUCUGCCAUCAUUGGAGUGAAUGACUGUGAACGCGAAGAGCGGCAAAUUGUGCGCUUCAACGUCGACGUUGAAUGGAAGGACUGUGGCGUUCAAAAGCUGGACUUUCGGGCAUUGACGAGGCGGCUAUAUGAGAAAGUCAGCCAGUCCUCGUUCAAAAUGCUUGAAGCUUUGGCCUCGUAUAUAGCGGAAGAAACACUACGCUACCUGAAUCCAACUUCUCAAGUCCCACUGGUUACCGUUAGAGCCGCCAAGCCUUCUGCAAUAGUCUUCGCUGCAUCCUCCGAAAUCGAGAUUUCCAGAACAUUCUCCGACUUUCCCGCAAUCUUCAACGCACCCUCGCAUGAGGAACCUGAACUGGUCGCAUUGGCAAUUGGUUCCAACCUUGGGGACCGUUUCUAUAAUGUCGAACUUGCGCUCCGUCUGCUCGAAGCUCCGCAGCACCUUGGGUUUGAUUCUUCCUUCGCAACCGUCGUCGACACGAGCUUCCUGUACGAAACUGCUCCCAUGUAUGUCACUGAACAGCCCUCAUUUCUCAAUUGUGCAUGUCUAAUCCACACCAAUCUGGAACCUCUGGACCUCCUCAAGUUUCUCAAGCUAAUCGAAGAACUCGUGGGCAGAGUACCUUCAAUUCGGAAUGGGCCUCGGGCGAUCGAUUUAGAUAUUGUGUUCUAUGGCAAUCGAGUGGUCGAUACCAGACGCAACCCCAGGAAGGAACUAGACGAUCUCAAUGGCGAACUGGUCAUCCCCCAUCCUCGAUUAUCAGAGCGAGAGUUUGUGUUGCGUCCGUUGAACGACAUGGUGCCUGACUUCGUACAUCCCAUCUUCCAUCGAAAGAUGGCUGCAUUAUUGACUGCUCUCAACAUAUCUGUGCCUCCUAUGCAAAAGGUCAUUCCUUUCCCGCGGUGUCCAUUUCCCGCAGACGAUACAAACCCCCAUGCCUUCAUUGACCCAGUACCCUCGACGUUGACAUCUUGGACACAUGCGGAGUCAUCGAAAACUCGGGUCAUGGCCACGCUCAACACCACCCCCGACUCUUUUUCCGAUGGCUCAACCCACAACACGUUGGCGACAGCAAUGCAAUAUGCGCAGGAGUCUGUUGCCGCAGGUGCCAGCAUUCUGGAUGUGGGUGGCUACUCUACACGGCCAGGAGCAGCGUUUGUUACCCCUGAGGAAGAAGUCGCUCGUAUUUCCCCUUGCAUAUCAGGAAUCAGAAAGGCCCAUACCGAACUCCCGAUGAGCAUCGAUACGUUCAGACCAGCUGUUGCGCGUGCUGCGAUAUUUGCUGGCGCAAACUGCAUCAAUGAUGUUCAUGCCUUCACGGGACCAGACUCUUAUCCGUUCUCGGACAAGGCUGUCUCAACGUCGCACAAGUCGAUGGCGGAAAUGAAAUCCUUGGCAAGGGAAUUUGCCGUGCCUGUUAUCUUAAUGCACUCCCGCGGCGACGCAGGUGUGAACAAGGACUACGGUGCAUAUAACUACGCUGGCGCUAGAAGCGCCGUUGUUGAAGGCGUGCGCGUCGAACUCGGGGCGAAAGUUGACUUGAUUGUCAAGGGGCAAGGGGGUAUCCGCCGAUGGCUUGUUAUCGUUGAUCCGGGCAUUGGGUUUAGCAAGACACUAGACGGAAACUUGGAGCUCCUACGGAGCGCUGCCUCUAUCACGGCCGAUGUCCAAAUUGGCACGGGUUCUCUUCGAAAACGCAAUCCAUUGAGUGGAUACCCUCAGCUGAUAGGCCCCUCGAGAAAAUCUUUUCUCGGUGUUAUUCUGGAGCAAGCAUCCGGCAGGAAAACCGAGCCGAACGAGCGAGACUGGGCCACUGCGUCAGCCGUCGCGUGUGCUGUCCAGCAAUCUGCCCUCGUUAUCCGCGUUCACCACACUCAAGCCCUGACUGACGUUGUUCAUGUCGCGAAUUCGAUACAUAGGUUUUUGUAG
Molecule: messenger RNA, 2370 nt
Organism: Mycena indigotica
Lineage: Eukaryota; Fungi; Basidiomycota; Agaricomycetes; Agaricales; Mycenaceae
Product: Folic acid synthesis protein
Exons: 6
Coding region: 1-2370 (789 amino acids)
Biological process (GO): tetrahydrofolate biosynthetic process
Cellular component (GO): mitochondrial envelope
Molecular function (GO): 2-amino-4-hydroxy-6-hydroxymethyldihydropteridine diphosphokinase activity; dihydroneopterin aldolase activity; dihydropteroate synthase activity
Source: RefSeq, a predicted model, not a curated record